Molecule: messenger RNA, 2831 nt
Organism: Chanos chanos (milkfish)
Lineage: Eukaryota; Metazoa; Chordata; Actinopteri; Gonorynchiformes; Chanidae
Gene: snx11
Product: sorting nexin 11
Exons: 7
Coding region: 253-1977 (574 amino acids)
Biological process (GO): intracellular protein transport; vesicle organization
Cellular component (GO): endosome
Molecular function (GO): phosphatidylinositol phosphate binding
Source: RefSeq, a predicted model, not a curated record
UCCCCCGAACAUCUUAUUCGCACUUUUAAAAAAGGCGACAUUUAAGACGACUCACGAAUCGAAGUCUUUUAAAACAUGCUACUGUCAAUGACGUAAAAUCUCUUAUGGAUAUGACAUAAUUCUGUUUCAGCGUUUUGUUCGCCGACUAUCCAAAGGAGAUCUAGAAUUCACUUUGUACGCGUUGAAAAAUUGAUCGCGUGAGGUGGGAUGGGACGAUGGGACAAUUGGAGAAAUUCAGCCUGAUGCUGCAGUAUGUUUGGUAGGAUGAUCAAAAACGAGGAAGAAGAUGAGUUCAUUGCUGUCAGGGUUCAGGAUCCUCGGGUACAGAACGAAGGCUCAUGGAACUCCUACGUGGACUUCAAGAUAUUUCUUCAUACCAACAGCAAGGCAUUUACGGCGAAAACAUCGUGUGUACGUCGGCGAUACAGCGAGUUCGUGUGGCUAAAGAAGAAGCUGCAGAAGAAUGCCGGCCUUGUACCUGUUCCAGAUUUACCCAGCAAAUCGUUCUUCUCCUUCUAUAAUGAAGACUUCAUUGAGAGGAGGAGAAAGGGACUCCAGUUCUUCCUGGACAAGGUGGUGCAUUUGACUGUGUGUUUGUCGGACAGCCAGCUCCAUCUCUUCCUGCAGACGCAGUUACCCAUUGGUCAUAUCCAGGACUGUGUACAGGGCCUCACCCCCUACACUGUAACAGACGCUAUACUCACUUAUGCCUCGUCCAAUCGUGGGUGGGCUCAGGAGGAAGAGAGCGGGGUUUAUGAAACGUGCCUGAAUCCAGUUCCUUACGAGUCAGUGGAAAGCCCUGCCCUUCACAUACCUCCUAUAAAAAAUGAAGAACUUGCUCCAGCCACAAUCAGUGAGUCUGAAUCUGCCUGUGAGCUGUCAACAGACACUAGCUCUGUGGAGUUUAAGCUCACAGACACAGCGUCAGAUCAGCCCGACACGCCACGGAAGGACAGCCAAAACGAGGUCGCCCGGGUAGGGGAGAGUCGUGUGGAACUGUUGGUAGAAGUUCACGCUGAGGAGAGACGUGAGAACGAUGACGCCACGCAAGAGGGAUCUGUCAGUGGAUCAAGGGAAGCAAAACUCGGGCGAGACAACGUGGAGGUUUUGAGCCAAAAUGGAGACGGUGAAGGAGAGACUCUCUCGGUGGACGAGGACAAUGUAGGCAGAAGCCUUGAGGAGAGCAACCAGGAAGUGCUCGCUAAUGGAGACGCGCACGCAGAUGAAGCCGUUUGUCACGAAACGUCCGUGGAGGAAGACGUAGAGGAGACACCCUCGGUAGAUUCAAGCAGAAGUAGAGAAGUCGAUUCUCGAGAAGAGAGCAGUCAAGAAGCAGCCUUCGAACCGGAAUGCUCUGCAGAAGAAACCUCAGACAAACAGCACCGUGAGGGGGAGCCUAGCAACAGUGUCGACAACGAGGACAUGACUCAAGGGGAAAACUCUGCGGAGUUGAGUCACGACACGGAGGUGCUUACGGAAGAGGGAAGUCAGGAGGGAACGACUCCAAAUGUCAUCGUGCCAGAGUUCAACGCCCUGCAGGAAAAUAGCCACCAAGACACUGGUUGUGAGGGAGACGCCCCUGACAACGACGAGGUAUCUGGAAAAAACGUCUCGCAUCAGAACGGGGACUGUGAGGUGCCCCCCGGGGGUGUCCCGGAGGGGAAGCACCAUACCGAUCCCGUUCAAACGGAAAUCCCCGAAACUGUCGAAUCGUUAUCGGUCGUUAGUCAGAAUCGUGAAACAAAAACGAUGAACUCACAUGACAUCAGUGAUGACACCGUCGACCGCACGCAGAGGCAAAAUGGGGAAGUGUCAGACACGGGCAGCGCUCUGUCUAUCGAGUCAGAGCACAGGGAAGAGGAGGUCAACGCAGUGGACGCGCAUUCGCGCCAUAACUUCAAAGCCGACCGCGGCGAUUCAAAUAAGCUCGCCAAGCGAGGAGCUGAGUUUAACUCAGAGGUUCCGGCGCCUGUAUGAUUUUCCUGUUGUGUUUACCAAACCCUCUGCCCAGAUGCUGAGAUUUGGGCCUCUGUACUUAAAAGUCCCCCCCCCUUCCCCGGACACUGGAGAUGUCUACGUCGACUUGAAUUAGACCGGUAAUACAAAAUGAGGACUACCUCCAAGCGGACUGGUUCUCUCAGACGAGCUCCAUUACUUCCAGUUAUCUUCGUGGUUUGGCUCUGUGGGAUCCAUCUGCCGGGGCCAAGAGGACUUGUUUUUCACACUGGACUGUUGGCGUGUCGGGAAAAUCAGGAGAGACACCUAUCUUUCCGUUCACUUUUGUGUGUGCGCACAAUUGCAUGUUAUUGCCUUAAGCCUGCUUCCUGUCUAGAUGUCCAGUCAGACACUGUUUCUAUGCAUAACCUGGAAUAAUGUGUCAGGCACUUACCUCCUCUAGUCAGUAGAGAGUGACAUUAACAGUUGAACCGUACAGCAAGUGAGUGAGACUUCACUCAGACCAGUGGAAUAAUUUAGGAUGACGUAUUGGAAAAGGACCAAAAUUUAACAUUUAGAAAAUUCUUAUUGCAGUUCACGUCACGUUACACAGUUUGUCAAAAAGGUUUAACUUUCCUGGAAACCAAAAAAAAAAAAGAAAAAUCAAGGCACUACACAAAUAAUGGGAAAUGAAAAGUUCAAAGUUUUAAGCAUAAUUAUGUCAGUUCUUGGCCCUGUAUUUACUUUCACUUGUUUUCAAGUUAUAUUGGCUUUAACGGUGCAAUGUGACAAAGAGGCAAGAGGCUGUUUGUGCACUGUGUUUCUGAGUAGGUUACUUAGCAACCAGUUCGGUGGUCCAGCUGAAACCAUCUGAGACGAGAUCCGUCAUGGGCAAC